Messenger RNA from Phaeoacremonium minimum UCRPA7, 1302 nucleotides. RefSeq names its product putative glycoside hydrolase family 47 protein. Gene Ontology annotation, molecular function: mannosyl-oligosaccharide 1,2-alpha-mannosidase activity; calcium ion binding. Gene Ontology annotation, biological process: carbohydrate metabolic process; N-glycan processing. The coding region runs from base 1 to 1302 and encodes 433 amino acids. Gene Ontology annotation, cellular component: endoplasmic reticulum; Golgi membrane. The transcript has 4 exons. The record is from RefSeq and is a predicted model, not a curated record. Lineage: Eukaryota; Fungi; Ascomycota; Sordariomycetes; Togniniales; Togniniaceae.
AUGGGCAAUCAAGAGGUUAUUGACGAGCUCUUGGACUUUGUGCCUACGAUUAAUUUUGACAACACCACAACCGAGGUUUCGCUGUUCGAGACAACCAUCCGCUAUCUUGGCGGGCUUCUCUCAGCAUACGAUCUGCUUUCCGGGCCGCUAUCGGAUUAUGCCAGUGACCCUGAAAAGGUUGAGGCAAUCCUUGAGCAAGCGAAGCGGCUGGCAGACAAUCUGAAAGUUGCUUUCGACACUCCAAGCGGAGUUCCGGACAACAGCUUGUUUUUCGACCCCCCGCGCAAGGGGGGAUCUGAUACCAACGGAAUUGCUACCAUCGGCACCCUGGUCAUGGAAUGGACUCGUCUUAGUGACCUGACUGGUGACUCUGAGUACGCCGAACUUGCGCAGAAGGGCGAGAGCUACCUGCUUGAUCCGCAUCCUAAAUUGGGAGAGCCAUUCCCCGGACUCAUUGGGACGAAUGUGAACAUCACGGACGGCUUGUUUCUCGACGGCUCUGGAGGCUGGACUGGCGGAACUGACAGCUUCUACGAGUACCUCAUAAAGAUGUACUUGUACGAUCCAGACCGCUUCUCCUUUUACAAGGAUCGCUGGAUCCUGGCUGUCGAAAGCUCGAUCACGUACCUGGCGUCACAUCCCACGACCCGUCCAGAUUUGACUUUCCUCGCGUAUUACAAUAAUGCGACCAGCCUGCGUUAUGUCUCCCAGCAUUUGGCAUGUUUUGACGGCGGCAACUUCAUCCUAGGCGGCCUGACGCUCAACGAGCAGCGUUAUAUUGACUUCGGUCUUACGCUCGUGGACGGGUGCCGCGACACAUACGAGCAGACGGCGACGGGCAUCGGACCCGAGGUGUUCAACUGGCAGGACAACAAGCCGUAUCACAACAACACGACCAACAACGCGGGGCCGCCCGCCGACCAGGAGGCCUUCUACGAGCGCGCCGGCUUCUGGAUCACCGGCAGCAGCUACGUGCUGCGGCCCGAGGUCAUCGAGAGCUACUACUACGCCUACCGCGCCACCGGCGACCCCAUCUACCAGGAGUGGGCGUGGGAGGCCUUCCUCGCCAUCAACAAGACGUGCAGCGUCGGCAGCGGCUUCUCGAGCAUCAACGACGUGAACGUCGCCGACGGCGGGGGCUAUUCGGACUUCCAGGAGAGCUUCUGGUUUGCGGAGGUGCUGAAGUACAGCUACUUGAUUCAUGCCGAGGAUGCCCCUUUCCAGGUCAAGGCGGACCACUCGAACACAUUUGUGUUCAACACGGAGGCACAUCCCGUGAAGAUGGCUGGAGGGCCGCUAUGA